UAAACGCUUUAUUUUUACUUUUUUUUUCUCUCCAUUGAAAAGUUUGAGAAGAAAUUUUUAAACUAUAAGUUCGUAUGCGAAAAUAAUUAAAUAUUAUAAUCAUUGAAAUGAAGAUGAAAUUUGAAGAUAGGAUGCAUUUAUGAAUACUUCUCAACUCAAAUUUAAAGGAAGCAGACGCUGCAAUGCGAUACACAAACUGUGAAACGCCUACCGUUUUUGUUUUGAAUUAUUCCAAGUCUUUCAUUUUGUAUUGGUGUUCACGUACAGAACAAAAGCAUCUACUAAUGCUAAAUGUCAUUUCAAAGCUGUAGACAUGGAAGAAAAGGAAACAUCCAAUCACCUUCCCAAUGAAGAGAAUGAAACCUUUUCCGAACCGAACUCCCCCACUUUAGAGACAGUAUCCGGUUUUUCAACCUGUUCCUCUCCCCUCCCACCAGAACCAUUUGAGCCUUUGUUUUCUGUGAAGUUUUCUGGAAAUGUAGAAAAGGAUGGCGAUGUUGUUAAAUACACUAUCAAAACAAAAAAGAUAUCUGAUGAUUCAUCUUAUUCAGUUCAAAGGCAAUAUGAAGACUUUGAAUGGCUUGAACACUGCCUCAUAACUGCCAACCCUCUUCCUGGACUCAUUUUUCCACCCUUGCCACCUAGGCCGCCAAUAACAUCAGAAAUGGCUGAAGCCAGAUCAAAGAAACAACUAGGAAAUUCUACAAAAACGUUAAUGGGUGACCAAUUUAAUAAGGAUUGCCUUCAAUUGGAACAAUAUUUACGUUUACUUCUGUCUCACCGACUGUUUGGAAAGGAUGAAGGCCUUGAAAAGUUUCUAACAGAAAAAGAGCCUCCGCCCCGAGCAAAAAUCAAAAAAGGUUUCUUCAACAGAUUAUCAGAGAGCUUAGAAGGACGCAAGCAUACCCACCGAGAUUGUGAAGAAUUUUUCCAGAAAGAGCGUGAUUGGGUGUCAAAGUAUAGCUUACAAAUUAAAGAUAUCAAUGAGGCCUUUUCUUCUGUUGUCUAUUCUCAACAAAGGUUAUGUAGUAUUAUAGGACAUUUAGCUACAGCAUUAACUUUAAAUAGAGGAUCGAACGAACCGGCUGCCAAACUAGAAGCAAAGUUAUGUGGUUUGUUUUCAGAGGCCUUAGAAGAUGCUAGACAUGGUAUCCAGGUGCUAUCAUAUAAUGAGGAAAACACUUUAGGUGCCUAUUUAAAUCUGUAUACAAGUUAUAUUGAAUCAGAAAAGGAAAUGCUUGCUCAAAGAACAAGUUUGUUGGUAGAAUAUGAAAAUGCAAAUAAGGCAUUAGACAAGGCAAAACCUCUGAAAAAACAAGCUGCCGAAAACGCUAAAUUAUCUGCAGAAAAAGCGUUUGAAGACUGUUCAGAUGUAGCUAGACAAGAGAUUAAAAAAUUCCACAGACAAAGGAUAAGCAUGUUCCAAGAAAGUUUAGAAAAGUUUGCAGAAGCAGAGUUAAGGAAUGCAAGAGAUGUGGCAGCCAUGCUGGCUAAGUCAUUAACAAAAAUAAAACAGUUUGAUGUCACAUUAUAAAGGGGUCAAUAAAUUUAUGUCAAUGAAUGCCUGAAGAU
Messenger RNA from Parasteatoda tepidariorum (common house spider), 1572 nucleotides. Its product is annotated as sorting nexin-5. Gene Ontology annotation, molecular function: phosphatidylinositol binding. The record is from RefSeq and is a predicted model, not a curated record. NCBI's taxonomy places the organism in Eukaryota, Metazoa, Arthropoda, Arachnida, Araneae, Theridiidae.